Larimichthys crocea (large yellow croaker) is the source of this 695-nucleotide messenger RNA. Its product is annotated as transmembrane 4 L6 family member 1. Gene Ontology annotation, cellular component: membrane. The record is from RefSeq and is a predicted model, not a curated record. NCBI's taxonomy places the organism in Eukaryota, Metazoa, Chordata, Actinopteri, Sciaenidae.
UCUCGCUGCAUCGCGGUGACUCUGUACCCGCUGGCGCUCAUCUCCAUCAUCUGUACUCGUGCUGUUCUUUCUGACGGAGACAUCAAGUAGCCCAGAUGGACACAUCCCGAGGAGGUGAAAUACAUGGGGGGGCUCGUCGGAGGAGGUUUGCUGGUUUUGCUCCCGGCGCUUUACAUCAACCUGACGGGAAAAGGCUGCUGUGGGAACGCUUGCGGGAUGUUCUUGUCUAUCGCCUUCGCUGCCGUGGGCGUCGCUGGCGCUGUACGCCUCAGCGUGGCGGCUGUGGGUCUGCAGAACGGCCUCUGUGCAAAGUGGUGGCUGAUCUGGGGGACACCUUUUAAAAACACCGACAGCAGCUACCUGACCGACGACUCCACGUGGUGGCAGUGCACGGAGCCCAAGAACAUCGUGCAGUUCAACAUCGGACUGUUCGCCACUCUGGUGGUCACCAGCAGCCUGGAGGCCAUUCUGUGCGCCAUCCAGAUGAUCAACGGGCUGUUCGGCUGCCUGUGCGGGGCCUGCGUGGAUAAAGGGCCACUGUGAGCUCCUGAUGGUCGCCUUGUGCCUCCUGCUGGACGACCCAGAGAACUGUUCGUUGGUUGCAGCUGUGCAUAAAUUUUCACUUUGUUCGACAGAUUUUUAUACUUUUUAUGUAAAUUUCAUGAAGCUUAACGCAAUAAAACCCAAGAAAUGUU